CUGCUGAUUCUUCAAACGAAGCUCGCUGAAAUUUCUUUGCUCCAUUUUCCGUUUUCGCCUUCACACCAGUUAGGGUUCCACAAGUUUGAUUUCGGAUCGGAACCUUUUUUUUGUGGCUGAUCGACAACCAAGAAGAGACCAAUCAUGUCUAGGCAAGUCACAAGGCUUCUCGGAUCUCUCUCAUCAAAAGCUCGCCGUUGCUCAAUCGGCGGCUCGGAGGUUUUUCCCUCAUGCCAGUCUCUCAGCUCAUUGACCCAAUCUCGCUCCUUCGCGUCCGAUCCUCCGCCUCCUGCAGCGGUUUUCGUUGACAAAAACACCCGAGUCAUGUGUCAAGGUAUCACCGGAAAGAACGGGACUUUCCACACCGAACAAGCCAUUGAGUACGGCACCAAAAUGGUGGCAGGAGUGACGCCUAAGAAGGGUGGAACAGAACACUUAGGUCUACCUGUUUUCAACUCUGUUGCUGAAGCCAAGGCUGAGACGAAAGCCAAUGCCUCUGUGAUUUAUGUUCCUGCGCCUUUCGCUGCUGCUGCUAUCAUGGAGGGUAUACAAGCUGAGUUAGAUCUUAUUGUGUGCAUUACCGAAGGAAUCCCUCAACAUGAUAUGGUACGUGUAAAGCAUGCUCUUAACAGUCAAUCAAAAACUAGGCUGAUUGGUCCAAACUGCCCUGGGAUUAUCAAGCCUGGUGAAUGCAAGAUUGGAAUUAUGCCGGGAUACAUCCACAAGCCAGGGAAGAUUGGGAUUGUCUCGCGAUCUGGAACCUUGACAUAUGAAGCUGUUUUUCAAACAACUGCAGUUGGUUUAGGCCAAUCAACUUGUGUAGGAAUUGGUGGGGAUCCUUUUAACGGGACAAACUUUGUCGACUGCUUGGAGAAAUUCUUUGUUGAUCCUCAAACGGAAGGUAUCGUUCUCAUUGGAGAAAUCGGAGGCACUGCAGAAGAAGAUGCUGCAGCUUUGAUAAAGGAAAGUGGUACUGAGAAGCCUGUUGUUGCUUUUAUUGCUGGACUUACUGCACCACCGGGUCGUCGAAUGGGUCAUGCUGGAGCCAUUGUUUCCGGUGGUAAAGGUACAGCUCAGGACAAAAUUAAGAGUUUAAAUGAUGCCGGAGUUAAGGUUGUUGAAUCUCCCGCUAAGAUCGGAGCGGCGAUGUAUGAUCUCUUUCAAGAAAGAGGUCUUUUGAAGCAGUGAAGUGAAUUUCACUAGCUCACGUUUUUUUCCAUCUUGAAAUCUUCGAGAAGAAGACUUAAAAAAAAAAACCCUGAUUCCUCGCCAUUAAUGGUUGCACACUCUUUUGGGGUUGUUUUUCCAAAUCGAUAUUUUUUUUUCCAAUUAAAGAGUGUCAAAAGAUUUGACAAUGAGAAGAGAUAUAUACAAUUUUUGUUUAAAUGCUGGACUGAAUAAAUCGAAUAAGUUGUUG
Messenger RNA from Eutrema salsugineum, 1417 nucleotides. RefSeq names its product succinate--CoA ligase [ADP-forming] subunit alpha-1, mitochondrial. Gene Ontology annotation, molecular function: succinate-CoA ligase (ADP-forming) activity; succinate-CoA ligase (GDP-forming) activity. Gene Ontology annotation, cellular component: mitochondrion; succinate-CoA ligase complex (ADP-forming). Gene Ontology annotation, biological process: tricarboxylic acid cycle. The record is from RefSeq and is a predicted model, not a curated record. The coding region runs from base 145 to 1188 and encodes 347 amino acids. The transcript has 7 exons. Lineage: Eukaryota; Viridiplantae; Streptophyta; Magnoliopsida; Brassicales; Brassicaceae.